Messenger RNA from Cuscuta campestris, 1134 nucleotides. Lineage: Eukaryota; Viridiplantae; Streptophyta; Magnoliopsida; Solanales; Convolvulaceae. The record is from the annotation of a GenBank genome assembly.
CAAACGUUUGGUCUCAAAUUUUAAUCGAUUAAUAUUCUUCAUUUAAUCGAUUUUGCCUCGGCUGUGUACCUUAAUCGAUUAAAUACUUUCUUUUAAUCGAUUAAUAUUCGUUUUAUGCCCUUAUAUCCAGCCCAGGCUUCGUCUUCUUCGCCAUUCCCUUUUUCGAAUCACAUAAACCCUAGUUUCUUCCCUUCUCAAAUCUUCUCAAUCUUCAUCAUAAAUUUCUCAAAUUUCUUCCAUUUUUUUUAAAAUUUCAUCAAUUUCAAAGAGGAAGGAUGCCAAGGUGCAAGAACGCUUCCUCGGGUCAAGAAACCGCGGCAGAGGAGAAUGAGAGACCAUGGCGUCGUGAAGGGAGCAAGUAUAUUCACAUUCAAACGGGUCUCGCCUUCAACACUGGGGCUUCAGUUGAGAGGUUCCACAACAUUUUCCUCACGAAGGAGAUCGUCUCUCCCAAGAUCGUGAACAAGGACCUCUUCAAAUCGGCGACCUAUGCCCCGAGUAAGUCUAUGUUUCUUCAGCAAGACUUUACUCGGGACACUCAGGUGCCGGUCAAGAAGACGUGUUUCAUCACUGAAGCCAAGUUUUCCCGGAUCGUGUAUCGAGAGGAGGGCGAUGCUGCACCAAAUCUGGACCUGAUAGUCGCCGAAGAAGAACAAGAAAGCCAAAACGAGAAUCAAGCUGAGUCAUCUCAAGCCAGAGGAAGUCGAGCCACGGAGCGCGUCACUCGUCAACGGAGGACUCGUCCGAGAGAAGAAGCACCGGAACCUUCUUGGGUGAAGAAGAUCUUCGAUACUCUCACGUGCAUCCGAGAUGACGUUCGCCAGCACAACGAGAGGAUGACUCGUCUUGAGCAAUCUCGCUCCUACCGUGGACUGCGUCACAGCUUUGGCGGAGGAGCUCGUCCGGCGAACUCUCUUUGAUUGUUAUUUUCUCUUGACUGAUUAUGAUACAUUGUUAUUUGUUAUGACUCUUUUGGUGGAUGAUGAUAUUUCCUUUCGAUGAUGCUAGUUGAUAUUAACUGCUUGUGUAUUAAUAUCAUUGUUGGUUUGGCAAUAUUGUUCUUAUUUAGAACAUAUUGUCCCUUUGUGGCAUUUUUUUUACAAAUUCUCUUUUAAAGAAAACUCUUGCCAUCUU